AUGUCUUCCGAUUCCACUGAUGAUGAAUCUGAACGUUCGUCAGCUCCGAACUUUCCUGAAUAUGAGAUAUGUAUGAGCGAGAAAUUAGACGGUAUUUUGCCAUCGCAUGUCGUCAACAUUGAAACAAAUAUGGCUAUACGCUGUUUGUGUUAUUUUUCAUCCUUGAAAAGUUUCUUGUACAGUUACAGGAGCGAUGCACUAGGACUUAUAAGUGAAGAUUUUAAAUCUGAUGUGAAGAAAUUCAUGGAUAUAAAAUUUGAAAAGAACUCGAAAAAUUGUUUGUUGGCUUUUAACCCAGAUACAAAAUGGGCCGUAUCUUGGGACGGUUCUUUAAUCGCUGCAAGUGCAACACUCAAUCAUCGUCACAGAUAUAAUAUUAUCAAUUUUGUUUUGAUUAUUUUUGCCAUCCCAGAUAUUGAGGUCGGCAAGUUACCUAAACCGGUAUAUUGCAUAAACUGUUUUCAUGCUCACACUUCUCAAAUUAAGUUCUUCCCAGAUGGAAAGAGAAUUGCCGUCACUAUUCUUUUGAAUCCUGGUUUUCCCCAUGACUUGGAUCGUUUUUGGUGCCGUGUUUAUAAACUGCCAGACGGUUUGUGGAACUUAGAAGAAUCUAUAAAAGACGGACCCGACCAAUGGAUUGAUCUUAAAGUUGAAAUUAAUGGAGUUGAUUGCAUUCAAAUAGGUUGCCCUAUUCUUAAUGCGGAUCUUGAGGCAAAUGAGCGUGACGAGCAAGUGUCAAAAGAAAGACGUGAAAGUGGGAAUGAAAGUGGUGUUGAAGAUUAUUUAGAUUUGCGGGCGCAGUAUCGUGCUGAUGGCUUUAAUUGCUUGGCUCUGUCUCCUGAUGGCAGCCGUCUUUUGGCAGGAAGCACUGAUGGUGAACUGUUCUAUUUUGAUGCGGACAGUUUAAAACUACUACAACGCGUUCGUGUUUACGAUUAUUAUACAGCAGUUAAAAAAUGCUGCUACAAUCCUGCAUUUGGCCGUUGGGAAUUUGCAAUAUGUGAUCGUUACGGGCUGUUUUGUGUGUGGCGCGUUUUAAAUCUUUCUGACAAUUCUGAAAAUUUCCAAUUAGCCCACCGAAAAAGGUUGGCUGUUCACCCAAAACAUCACAAUUACUUUGCUUUGCUUAAUGAUAUCAGUUAUUCUCCUGACGGAAAACGUAUUGCUGUUACCAUAGCUUGUCCGAUUGAUUACAUUGUUAAGACAUUCAUUAUUGGCUCACGUUCUGGUGAAAUUUGUUAUACGUUGGAUUGCGUUGAUGAACCUGAUCGACAGUGUCCGAACGUUGAAUGUCUGACCUCGUUCUUUGAAUUCAGGAAUGGUAAUGUAUUAUGUUGCAACAAAAGGAAACAUCCCUUUCGAACUACACUACAUAGACAAAUCAACACGUUGAAUGGAAAACCUGUAGGCUUGAACGACAUCAAAAAUGAGGCAUUGAAGGAGCUUUUGUCGUGGAUUUCAAAUCUACGACCCUUAGAUGGACCAUAUGCCAAAGAGACGAUGAAACAACCGUUUCUUAUGUCGAAUGAUGAGAAGUUUAAAAUGUUUUGUAAAGUAGAUUGGAAAAGUCAAAUGGAUAGUGAUAUAUAUGAUUAUUUGGUAAAUGAAAAGGUUUAUAGUUAUAAGCCUUCAUGGACAGAAUGCUUGAGGCUUACUCGAAAUAUUGGCCAACAUUGGUACGAUCAACCACGGCCAAGGCGACAACCAGAACCAUUUUAUAAGAUUGGUGAUCACAAGGCGUAUUUCCUCAAAACAUUCCACAAUCUCCCUGUUCGGGUGAAUGCUGCUGUCAGAUCAAAUGACGAAAUAAAAACAUUCCCAAACUCAAGAGCUUCUUCAAUUUCAGUGAAAGAAAGCCAAAUCAAUAAACAGUUUUUAACUGCAAAAACAGUCACAUUAAAACUUAAGCAGGCAAAAGAACAGAACUGUAAAACAAACGAACUUAGAGCUAUAGAACGACAGAAUUUGGACUUGUACUACUGUAGAGUGUGA
This is a messenger RNA of Xenia sp. Carnegie-2017, 1992 nucleotides long. RefSeq lists its product as uncharacterized. The transcript is spliced from 5 exons. NCBI's taxonomy places the organism in Eukaryota, Metazoa, Cnidaria, Anthozoa, Malacalcyonacea, Xeniidae. Gene Ontology annotation, biological process: mRNA processing. Gene Ontology annotation, molecular function: protein binding; RNA nuclease activity. The record is from RefSeq and is a predicted model, not a curated record. Bases 1 to 1992 code for a protein of 663 amino acids.